AGGAAUCAGAGAGUCAGACAGAGGCCAGGAGCAGAAGCCAAGGAAAGAAGCCAAGCAGAAGAGCAAGACAAAACAAGAGGACCUUGAUGCUUGAGGCAAGGCCCCCCUCAGCCAGGAAGCCUUUUAUACUUCCUGCUGCAGGGAGGGGCCCAAUGGGUGGUUUCCUGGGUGGGGCUUGUUCAGGGCUGCAAGAACCUCGGAUUCUUUCUGUUUGCAAUGUACAGGCCUGUACUGUACAAUGACUGACCACCAAUUUCGACACAGGCCACCAGCCAUAUAUUGUGGUCCGUGAUGCCACAAGAGGCAGUGAGGUGCAGGACUGCAGAGCAGGCCAUCAGUUCCAUGAUGUACUGAUUCUGCUGAGCUAUAGAGAUCACGACAAUUUUCCCCAUUACACAGAGGCAACAGACCUGCUAACCAAGAAUCAUGUCGGUGAAACUAACCUUUGUCUCUCCAGCUGAUGGGGGAAGGAUCAGCAGGAGCUGCUCCUUUGCUGGAUUCAGCAGCAGCACACACAGCCGAAAGUUAUCAAAGUCUCUCGGCAAAGGUUCCACAAGAUCAAAAAUGUCAGUGAAAUCUGCCAAGAUGUAUCCCUCCCUCCAGAAGGGGGCGAACCUCUGGGAUCCCAAGCCACAGCAAGUGAAGAAAGUGUUUGAAGCUUUGAAGAAAGGGCUUAACGAAUACUUGGAAAUGCAUCAGGCGGAGUUGGAUUAUCUGUCAGAAUGCCACAAAGAUACAAGAAGGAACUCUAGGCUGGCUUUCUACUAUGAUUUGGAUAAGCAAAUCCGCUGUGUUGAAAGAUACAUCAGAAAGCUGGAAUUUCAUAUAAGCAAGGUAGAAGAACUGUAUGAAGCUUACAGCAUCCAGUGCAGACUACGAGAUGGUGCUUCAAAUAUGAAACAUGCUUUUUCCUUGUCCCCUUCAACUAAAGCAUCCAGAGAGAGCCUGGUAGAACUCUAUAAGAACCUGCAGGAAUGUACAGAGGAUAUGUGUCUGAUUGAAGGCACACUUGAAGUGCAUUUAGGAGAAUUUCACUUGAAGAUGAAAGGGUUGGUGGGUUAUGCACGUCUCUGUCCAGGAGACCAGUAUGAGGUAUUUAUACGGCUGGGGCGCCAGAAGUGGAAACUGAGGGGGAAGAUUCUGACGGAUGACAGUCAAACGUGGGAUGAGGAGGAGAAAAUUUUUAUACCCAAUCUGCAUGAGAAGUUUGAAAUCAAGGUUACAGAACUGCGGGGGCUGAGCACCCUUUUGGUUGGCAUGGUGACAUGUGAUAGCAUAGACUUCUUCAUGACAAGGCCUCAAACUAUCAUUGUGGAUAUAACUGAACUAGGUACCAUCAAACUGCAACUGGAAGUCCUCUGGAACCCCUUUGACAGAGAUAACCUAAUUCUUUCUCCUGGAUCCACGACCAAGUUUUCAAUGGGGAGCAGAAAAAGCUCCAUAUAUAGCUGGACUCCUCCAAGCACUCCUAGCUUCCGAGAUAAAUAUUACCUCUCCGUUUUUCAGCAAGGCAAAAAGCAAACACAUAUCGGGGAUGAGGCCCAGGAUCCUUGCAUACUGAGCUACUUGGCCUCGUGCGAUUUUAACAUGCGUCUGAGGAGUACAAGCCACAGCCUCACUGAGAUGACUGAAGGCAGCUCAUUCAGUUCUGAGGAUCAGAAAGGGGCAGAAAGCAGAAAUGUGACUCCGCCUUCAAUUCAAAGGGUGCUGCCUUUGGCUAUCCUACAGGAUACUUGUGUGGAAAGAGAGCAGCAGGACAUUUUGUUGCGCCAGCCUCUCAGCCGCAGGACUCUUGACAUCCUACAAGAGACGCCUCAUGCUGUCACGGCUUUGACUGUUCCAUCAUGUCCAUUGGAUCAAGGAAAAGGUGAGGGCAAAUGUAUCAUCCAGGACUGGAGUCAGCCAUCACUGCAACAAGGAAAAGUCCUCUCUGCUGGUCAAAGAGAUUUGAAAGAUGAGAUUGAAGCCAAACCAGCUGGAAGCACUAGAUCGGUUCAGAAAACACUGCAGGAAGUGUUACAUUUUCUGAAACUGCAGCAUCCAGGUCCUGCUCAACUGGAGGAAUUGGAAUACCAGGUUUUCUGUAUCAGGGGCAAAUUAAAGCCAAAAAAAUACUAUCCAAAACACUCCUCUGUGGAGAGCUUGAUGGUUGAGACUGUGCUGGAAAGUUUUGACUUCCUCAAUGCAGACUGCAGUGCUGAUGAACUGUCAUCCUUUGGGAGUCUGAGGACCCGCAGUAUCAGCACCAGCACCUGCAAUGAUGGCACAUUUCAGUCCCUGGGCUAUGAUACCAAAGCAGAAAAGGAAGAGUUAACCACAGGCAGUGAUGACCUAGAUACAAUUCUGGAAGUUCACCUGCAGUUCUGCAAAGCUCUUUUACAGAAACUUCUCACACCAAACUUGGCUCCGAUUGUCCAGGAGAGCCUUUUGGAAGAGGUCUCACGUCAGAAACAUGUUCUGGAGAUAAUCUCUGCUCUGGCUGCUCCUGUGCCACGGAACUUGACUUCUGUUGAAGAGAUUAUUCAUAAAGCUAAAAAGCAGAAGCACUGCUUGAAGAUCUGGAGUGAGUGCACUGAACAGGGAAGCAUUUUAUUCUGUCCGAUAGAGAGAUUUUGGAACCCUUUGAAAUAUAUAUUGAUGUUUAAAACCAAAGAGAAGUAUCAAGGACACCUGGAAAAAGUUUUGCAGAUGUUCCUGGAGCAGAUAGUUGGCGGUAGCAUACUCUUUUCCUCGGCAAACCUCCCAAUUGAAUCGGUGACGUUAUUCCAGUUUUACAGCUACCUGGAGAAGCAGCACGUGAGCAACUUGGAAAAAUAUUUGGCCAGAUUCGCCAAAGAAGUGAUGCUGACAGAGGACCUGCAGCAUCCCGGGAGGAUGAAGAAAAUUAAGAAGCUGAAAGGCCAGCGACUGAACCAGCUACAGCCCCUGCCACAGACUCUGCAGCUCCUUGCACUUCUGCAACUCGAUGAAAACCACCGUGUAGGCAAAGCAGCCACAUCAUGCCUUUCUCGUGCAGCAGCCAAUCGGAAAUUCAGGGAAAAGGCUCUUCUUUUUUACACAGAUUUCUUAAGUAAUGAGGAUGCAAAAUUACAGCAAGCCGCAUGUCUGGCCCUCAAAAACCUCAGAGGCAUCGAAAGUAUAGAGCAAAUUGCCAGAUUGUGUCUCUCAGAAACAGAAGAAGUGCGGAAUGCUGCCCGAGAAACGACUCUCUCGUUUGGUGAAAAAGGCAGACUGGCCUUUGAGAAAAUGGACAAAAUUUGUUGUGAACUGCGGGAUACUAUGUAUCAAGAAGCUGAAAUUGAAAUUACAGUAUUUUAACCAGUAUCUCCUGGAGGGCCAGCUAUUUUGCUCCGCCUACACUUCCUUUUAUUAGCACACAAAAGGCUGCAGAGUGCAGAAGAGAGCUUAUGAAGUAUAAAGCGGUCUGAACUGAGCUUUAAGAUCAACAAACAUUAAGCCUGCUCUAUAUCUGGAUUAAUAAGGUAUAGGCAAAUCAUGCACUGGGGUGCUGUGAAAUAUGGUCUCAGAUUCGCCACAUGAGGAAAAGAGACCAGAGCAGCUUCUUUUAAGACUGACAAGAGAUUCACAAGAAGUUCAAGCCGAGGGAGGGGGUGGGUGGGAAACACCACUCAGGGAGUGUGGCGAGAUGCACCAGUGCAGCAAGAACGCAACCUAACAGAACUUUCCAACUAACUGCAGUGGGGGGCUGGGGUGGCAAUUUUCAACACCCUCCCCUCCCCCAGGAAGCCCUCUGUGCCACCCGAAAGUAUCUGAGGGCUGUGCAGCAAUAAAAGACCCAUUUUAGGGUGGCGUAGGGGCUCUCUGGGGAUAGGGAGGGUGUUGAAAAUUGCCACUUCCCCAGUUCACAGACGCAGUUGGAAAGCCCCGUUAGACUUUCUCUUGCUGCAUCUGUGCAUCCUUGCUCUGAAUGGCAGCCAAUGCCACUAAAGGAGAGAGAGGCAGUAUGGUGUAGUGGAUGGAGCAACUGACUUGGACUGGGCAGGUCCAGCUCCCUAUUCAAACUUGAGCCAGUCAUGUAUAUUGUAGCCUAAUGAACCUCACAGGGCUGUAAAGAUUUAAAAAAAGCAGGGGGAAGCACUACCUAUGACACCCUGAGAUCCCUGGAGGAAAUGUGUAAAAAGAAAUGUAGUAACAAUUAAAAUGCAAAGGAGGCAUCAUAAUUUUUACAUUUAUUCAUUCAAGCAUGUGGACUAAGACUUUCAAACACAGAUUUCUAAAGUUAUUCGCUUGAGUGGCUGGCACACUGCACAGCCUCCCACGUGCAUUUAUCGCAACACAGGCGCUGCUGCGUCUUCCUAAUGCAAGUUGCAAAAGGACAACUUGUGCAAACACAGAAAGUGCGCAAGGAGACGGCCUCUGGAAAUAAUGGGCAUGCAGUUGUCCAAGUCUUUGGCAUUUGCACAAGCGUGUGCAUUCGCAUUAGCCAUUAGGAAGGGGAAGCUGUGCCCACAUUACGCGGAAUGCAUGGGGGAGGCUGUGUGGUAUGUUAGCCGCUAAAUGCCCUUGAAAUCUCCUCCCAGUUGCCUUGUUGUGGUUACUGGAGAAAACAAAUAUGAAGACAUUGGUGUCUUAGGCAAAGAAAAAGUAAAACAUGGGGCCACUUCUGACUUCAUGUCCUACUAUGCAAAGUUAAACCCACAUUCCAUUAUCUACCAACAGUAAUGAUAGAAAUUGAGAAACUUUGCUCUUCCGUUGAGAACCCAAUCUUGGGUUUUAGAGUAGUUUAGAUCAUAGCCAGGAACUACUCCUGCAGCUGCAAUCUUUAACAUGAGGUUACCCAUAGAACUCAGUGAGACUUCAGAGAAAACAUGGUUAGUUUAGGGCAGGCAUCCCCAAACUGUGGCCCUCCAGACGUUGCUGAACUACAACUUCCAGCAUACCCAGCCACAAAAAAUUGUGUCUAGGGAUGCUGGGAGUUGUAGUUCAGCAACAUCUGGAGGGCCGCAGUUUGGGGAUGCCUGGUUUAGGGCUAUGAAGCCUACUUUGUGCCUACUGUGGCCAACAAUGGCAGAAACAACUUUGAGUGCACGAGAUGCUUUUUGCAUUGAUGAUAGUGGGAAACACUCCGUGUGUGUGUGUGUGCGCGUGUGUAUAGAGGCUCCUAUCAGGGCCCUUGGUUUUUAAUGUACAUAUUUGAUACAGUAUAUUGCGCUUUAUACUUUCUGGUAUUUAUUGCUGGGGUUGGUUUACAUUUUUUAAAAAGAAGUUUAUUAAAGUGUUAACUGUAA
Hemicordylus capensis (graceful crag lizard) is the source of this 5249-nucleotide messenger RNA. RefSeq names its product RIPOR family member 3 (gene RIPOR3). The transcript has 23 exons. The record is from RefSeq and is a predicted model, not a curated record. Lineage: Eukaryota; Metazoa; Chordata; Lepidosauria; Squamata; Cordylidae. Bases 427 to 3318 code for a protein of 963 amino acids.